Messenger RNA from Chrysoperla carnea, 1886 nucleotides. RefSeq lists its product as uncharacterized. Gene Ontology annotation, biological process: mitotic sister chromatid segregation. The transcript is spliced from 4 exons. Gene Ontology annotation, cellular component: spindle midzone; chromosome passenger complex; chromosome, centromeric region. Lineage: Eukaryota; Metazoa; Arthropoda; Insecta; Neuroptera; Chrysopidae. The record is from RefSeq and is a predicted model, not a curated record. Bases 110 to 868 code for a protein of 252 amino acids.
UUUUUUUCAAUACUGUCAAAACUAUCAUCGUUAAAAGUAAAAAAAAUAUUAUUAAACGUUUUAAUUUUAUGGUAUAAAUAUCAAUAGAAAUUAAUUUAAUUUAAAAAAAAUGCCACGAACGAAAUUUAGAAAACAACCAUUGGCAAAAAUAAGCGAAAAAGAAAAUGUAGAAUCCUCCAUAACUAAAACGAAUUUUACUGCUAUGACUGAAAAGAAGUUGGUAGAUUGUAUCGCAGAUUUAAAUCAACUCAGAGAUAGAUAUUUGGCGCAAAUUGAUACAAAAGAAAGACAAUUAAAAAUGGUUUUCAAAUUUGAUAUAAUGAAACAUAAAACCUUAGAACAGCUGAAAAAUGAAAGCGGUGAAACAUCCAUCGAUUCUUUAAGUGUUCAAAGUGUUCAUCAAAAUUCAUGCGACGAAGGAUAUUUAACUACAGAAUCAUCUGAAUUCACAUCAUCAAAAACAACAUCGAAAGUUACAUUUAAUACAACCAGCAGUAAUAUGACCAUGAAUUCGAGCAACAUGUCAGCAUUUAAAACACCCAUGGUCAAUAAUUUCAUGUCAAAAGAAGCAGCAUUAGCUGCUGGUUACAUAACACCAAAAGUCAAACCAAAUAGACCAUUAACAGUAUUACGACGAGCACAACCUGGUGAAAUGGUUGUAUCGAUGACCGGUAGUCCUGUUUUAGUACAAGCCAUUGAUGCAGAAAGACCAAAUGUUAAUGUACCUUUAGCUGAUGGACGAAUAAUUAGUGUACAACCGCAGAAUUCAAUACGACGUUCUGAAAUACCUGAAAUUGAUGAGACUACACGAAAGUAUUUACAAACAUUACGUGAUAAUCUUGAUAAAAUUGUUAAUCACGUUAAAUAAAUUUAAUGUUUUGUUAAAUUAUUUUAAUUUUUUUAUUUGUUCAAUUUAAGUCAUAGGACUUCGCUUCAAUACGACGUAAAACGGUUGCUUUGGAAAGCGGUAAUCUAUCAGAAACCCGCAUUUGUUACGUACCGAUUGACGUUUCUAUGAAGUUGAGCCCUUAUACUGAAUAGAUUUGGGCAUGCAAAAAUUGCGAAUCGAAAAUUUUUUUAUUUAGUAUAAGAAAACCAAUAUUUAUAGAAACCCAAGCCGUCUCCAAUUCUAUUUUCUUUAGGAAAGUAUAACAAUAACUUUUGUCGUAUUGACCUAAAAUUACGCAUACGCUAUGUCUGUUGCUACGAUCGAAAACUUUCAGACGGUUUAAGUCCACACUGUGUCGUUCUGUUUUUCUCAUAAAGUCGUCAUUCUCUGAGGAAAAUUAGAUGAAAUGCUCUUUUUCAGCUUGAUAUUUUGAGACCGGGCUUUCCGGGAUUAUUAUUCGGAAAAUUUUAAUGAGUCUGCAAAUUAGCUCGUAGUGAUAUUUCUAUCAGAAGAUAAUUGUACACAGAUUCUAGUAACAGAGCCCUUAGUAAUACAAAACUGUUGAACAACUGUUCUAACAUUUACUUCAUUGGUUAAAAUAUCUCAUUGUUUAUAAAAAUUCAAAAUAAAGUGAAUAGGACUAAAAAUGGUAUGCCGUUUUAUUCGAUUUUGUGAUAGGCGCGGUAUGUUCACAUUUGUAUUUAUAUUUGGGUUCAGUUAGAAUCCUGCCAACUAGGCGUAAUAACGAAUGUUAAAAAUUAUUAAGCAAAAAUCCGUUUUUUUAAACUUUUAAGUGCAACCAAGAUCUCCAAAACGACUCAAUUUUGGCAAAACCAUUCCGACUUUAAAAAUAGAAUAUACGUAUUCUAAAUUUCGGGUCCGCAAGAUAAAAGAUAUUUUCGCAUUACUUUAAAAAGUGGUGGGGGUACUAUACUUCGAAGAUUUCUGUAAACGAUUCAUUAAAAAAAAUUUCGGAUUGCGAAUUUUUCAUGCAAAA